AUGUCUACCUCUACCGCAACACCCACCACGGCCGCAACCCCGAAUGUCGGCUCUCGGAAGAAUGGUCAGUGGAAAAGAAAAAAAAAUAUCGUCCCCACUUAUCCUCGUCUCGCUGACCCGAUCGGACUUUCAGGUAAAAACUGGCAUGGCACCAAGAAAGCUUUCCGGCCCAAUGCAGGCUUGACCUCUUACGCUAAGCGUCAAGAGGUGCGCAAGCAGGCCGACGCUGUCAAGGAACUCGAGCGUGAGAUGAAGGCUGAGCACGAAGCUGAGCGCAAGGCUCAUAUCCAGCGCAUCAAGGAUCGUCGUGAAGCUAAGGAGGAGAAGCUGCGGUACGAGAAAAUGGCCGAGAAGAUGCACCACAAGAGAGUCGAGCGUCUCAAGCGCAGAGAGAAGCGCAACAAGCUGCUCAGCUCGUGA
This is a messenger RNA of Penicillium brevicompactum, 420 nucleotides long. Its product is annotated as CGR1 family protein. NCBI's taxonomy places the organism in Eukaryota, Fungi, Ascomycota, Eurotiomycetes, Eurotiales, Aspergillaceae. The transcript is spliced from 2 exons. Bases 1 to 420 code for a protein of 139 amino acids. The record is from RefSeq and is a predicted model, not a curated record.